AUGUUGGGGCUCCCUCCACUUUCUUCUCCCAAAGCGAAGCAGAUAGAGACACACUUGGUAGUUGUUUCCACCAGCCCUGAUCGGCCUGAACUGGAUCUGCCUCCAGUCAAAACACUGAGAGAUGAAGACAGAAAAUUGGCUCCAGUUUCCAGCCGUGAGUUGCAGUCCCACAGGAGCCAAGCACAACAUCCACGGAGCAGGCGGAAUAUUAAACAGGAGCCAGGGCUCCGGGGCCAGAGGCAGCCGACAACUCUGCACAGCGAAGCUCCACGCAAGGCAGAAACUUUCCAGGAGGCAGGACACCACUGCCCUCCGGUGCACUUCACGCCCCUCCCCGGGGCCUGCGGGGAGGCGGGCAGCAGCCGACGUCCGAGUUCCCACAGUGACACACCCCGGGGGUCGGGGGCCCUAGCCCAAGCCCCUCAGGGGGAAAAGCCGGCAGAGCUCCGCCAGCCGUUGGCCGCGGGAGAAAGUAAACACCACCCCAAGUGUCUGGGAACAAAGGUAGGAUUCCAAGGAAAUGACUCACGGCGGUUGGCAGGGCUCUGGCGAGGCUGGCCCCGGCCCGCGCUCCAGCCCGCAGCAGAUGCCUGCCCGGCCCUCCCUUCCCUCGCCGGCCAAACCCGCCCGGAGCCCCGGGGCUGCGGGAGCGCCCUCCGCCUCCGCGGGGCCCGAGCGGCCAGGAGUCGGCCGGCGCCUCCCGCCCGGCCCGCACCACCUUCUGCCCGCGCGGCCGCCUCUCCUCCCCCCUCCACCCGCCCCCCGCCGCCUCUGCGGUCCCGGCCGGGCACACUCCGGAAAGUUGCUAGGGCCGCGGAGGCGGGAGGGGAGGAAGGGAGGAGAGAGGCGGAGGCGUGGACCAGGCGGGCAGCAACCGGGCCCGCCAGGGAGCGAGGAGCGUGUGAAACCCGUCAAUCCUGUUUGCCAUUUCCCCGUGGAUUUCCGAGGAGAGGUUCUGCACGAUGCCCCCAGGGUGAGCGAGGCAACAUGACAAGCGCGCCCGCUCGCCUCCCUCCUUCCCUCCUGCCCUCCCUCCCGCCGCCGCCGCCGCCGCUCCUUCGGCAGCACACGGGGCGCCCUCCCCUCGCCCCCACCCCAGCCCGCCCCCUGCCUCCUUCCCUCCUUCCCGCCCUCCCAUCCCUCCUCUCCCCUCCCCUCCCGGUGCCCGGGGACACGAGGGCCCAGCUCCAGCCCGCAGCCCCGACCCCACGCGCUCCCGGGCUCCGGCCCCUUCGCCCUGGGGGGGCUCGGCUGCAGCCGAAGAAUAUAUUCACCCUGCAACCUUCUGAGAUGUCUUCUCUCUUUUUAAAAAAUUUGGUUUACUUUUGUUGUUGUUGUGUAUGCGUGUGAUUAAAAAAAAAAGAUGCUGCGCCUUUCCCACCCUUUGCAGAAGACUUUCUUCUCCUUUGCCACAGCAAACGGAGAUGAGAAACAGCUGUGUUUGCAGGGCCGGAGCAGUUCUUCUCCCCUCGCCGUCCGCCCCCGCCCGUUCCCCGCCGGAGCUGUGUGUGUGUAGUGGAUCAAAAAAGCAACCUUGGUCCGACUGCAACUGGAAUUGGCAACUCUUUCUGGGUGGGGGAGCCUUCAGGGAAAACCUCCAGGAAAAAAAAGAAAAAAGUAAUAAAGGAGGCUGUCCUUGGUCAAGAGAAUGUAAUAUAAGCCCCGGAAUCACAUUAUUUUGCAAAUAGUAAUUUUCCUCUAUAUUGGGCUCCACUGGAGUUUGUUUUUUUUUUAAAACAUUAAUUCAUAACUUCUGUCUAGGGACCCCUCCAUAGUCGAGAUGGGUCAUUUCAGGUGCAAUGAACGCAGAGGCUUGGAAGGCAGAGACCUAAUAAAAUGGGGGGAAGGAACCUGCGCAAAAGUGUUACAAAGACUAUAAUGUUUGUUUACUGCUACUAUGCCAGAUGUGCUAAAUAUAACACUUCUUUAAAACAGUGAUCCUCCGACUGUGAAAAACCAAACCUCUUGCUGCCUGGCUCCCUAGGAAUCAAGAAGAGGCACAGACUGAAAAUCAGGGAGGAAAGGAACAAGAUCAAGGAUGAGGAUUAGCAUCUGCAAAUUGAACCCUAUCUAAUUUGCAUGUUUAUUUCUUAGAAUUGUAAUUAAAUUUGUGUAAUAAAUGUUUUCCAUUUCA
Cervus elaphus (red deer) is the source of this 2134-nucleotide messenger RNA. RefSeq names its product basic proline-rich protein-like. The record is from RefSeq and is a predicted model, not a curated record. Lineage: Eukaryota; Metazoa; Chordata; Mammalia; Artiodactyla; Cervidae. The coding region runs from base 1 to 1350 and encodes 449 amino acids. The transcript is spliced from 4 exons.